Messenger RNA from Dichomitus squalens LYAD-421 SS1, 1806 nucleotides. RefSeq lists its product as uncharacterized. Gene Ontology annotation, molecular function: DNA replication origin binding; ATP hydrolysis activity. Gene Ontology annotation, cellular component: nucleus; nuclear origin of replication recognition complex. The transcript has 5 exons. Gene Ontology annotation, biological process: DNA replication initiation; DNA replication. The record is from RefSeq and is a predicted model, not a curated record. NCBI's taxonomy places the organism in Eukaryota, Fungi, Basidiomycota, Agaricomycetes, Polyporales, Polyporaceae. The coding region runs from base 1 to 1806 and encodes 601 amino acids.
AUGCUUGCCACGGUCAGACGCAACCAGGGCUCACCAGCACCGCCCCCGACUGCGUCUGCGCGCAUACUCGCAACGGGUACGCCUAGGCUACCGGCUGCGUUCCCGUCGACUAUCGGAAGCCCCAGUAAGCGUAAGCCUCCCCCUCCAUCCGCUGGGAGACAGCGCGGAGCAAGGACACCUUCUCCAGAUCCGUUACAGUCGCGUCUCCCGCAUGUGCAGCUGCCAGAAUCACCGUCCCGUGCUACACUACGGGCUAUCCCUGCCUCACCGUCGAAGCGAAAAGGGAAGCAAGUGGAACGACCCGCCGACGAGUUGCCGCGGAUCCUCCCUGAUCACUUGCACCCCUUGCUUGAGCGCCAGAAGCGCGCUAUCCUCAAAUCGCUGCAACAUCCUCCAGAGAUCGACGAGAUUGAAGUCUAUGGCGAGGACUACCCGCCGACCAACAACGCCGCGUACGAGCAACUUAGCGAGCUGCUCACGGGCUCUGUCGUCCGCGGGGAGGGCAACAGUUGUAUGCUCAUUGGUCCUAGUGGAAGCGGCAAGACACAGAUCGUGGAGAAAGCGAUCGCCCAGUUGCCUUCGAAACCCAUCGUCGUCCGCCUAUCUGGCCACGCGCAACACAACGAUCGACUGGCGAUCCGUGAGAUCGCCUGGCAGCUUGCCCAACAGACGGGACAGUCUUUCCUCCCUAACGACCCGGAAGACGCGGAAGACGAGGAGCAAAGCGCACCUGCGCCCGCAGAGCAGCAAGCAGAAGGCGAUGCAAGCCUAGAUGCCGAUCUGGACGUGGACGCCGAUGGAGACGACGACGAGAACCCGUUCGUCGAACGCGCUCCUGCCCUACCCCCGGCCGAAAACGCACGGCUCGCCAUCACGCUCCCCCCGCCCGCGCACCUCCUUGCGCUCAUCUCGAUGAUCCCCACCCUUCCCCGGCCGACGAUCAUCGUCCUAGACGGCUUCGACCUCUUCGCGACGCACGCGCGCCAGGCGCUGCUCUAUUGCUUGCUCGACACCGCGCAGGCCUGUCGCACGGGGACGGGGAGCGGGAGCGGUAUGGCGGUCGUCGGGGUCACCGCGCGCGUCGACACGAUCAACCUGCUCGAGAAGCGCGUCAAGAGCCGAUUCUCAGGACGGAUGAUCCGGACGGCGUGUCCGGCGAAGAUGGAGCAUUGGGUGCAGCUCGCUCAGGCGGUCCUUGGCGCGUCCGUGGUGAGCGAAGGCGCUAAGGAGGGCGCGGACGAGAAGGAGUGGGGGCGCAUGUGGGCGAAGGCGGUGGAGGCGUUCGCGGGGAGCGAGGACGUUGUCGAGGCGUUGAAGGAGACGUAUGCUCUGACGAGGGACUUCCAGAUGUUCCGACGCAUCAUGACCCGCUUGGCUCUGGACCUCAGCCCCUCGUCCCCAUUUCCUACGAUCGAGAAGCUCGACUCGGCCACGAAGAGCCAGCGGUGCCCACCACGGCUGGCCCCCUUGGACACGCUGCCGUAUCCGGCAGUGUGCCUGCUCAUCGCGUCCGUGCACGCGUCCGCCUCGGGGCACGACACGUUCACGUUCGAGAUGCUACACGACGCGUUCAAGACGCAGGUGCGCACGUCCCAGUCCGCGCCCGUGCAAGUCGCGGGGGGCGGUGUCGGGAUGGCGUUCGAGCGGCUGGUGGAUCUCCGGGUGUUCGUGCCUGCGGCUGCGGCCGCGGGGAGCGUUGCGAAGGAGUUUGCGCUGCACCGGAGCGGGGUGGAUCGGUUCGAGGUGAAGAAGGCGGUUGAUGUGAUUGGGCAGUUGAGCCUGAAGAGGUGGUUCACGAAGGCUUGA